CUCAAACCGUGCGGUGUCUCCACCCGUCGAGUGCCCGUUGCAAGGCUGGCCGGAUGAUAGCACACCAGAGCUUGAUCUCCAUUUGAAUACAGCUAGCAGCAGCGAAAUUUGCGACUGGCUCACUGAAUCGCCCGACAGUAUGCUUGUCGACCCGUUUGAAGUGCGCAUGCGCUUCACCGGGCAGCUCCAGCAUCUCAGCGCCUCCGUUACCUCUUCCCAGAGAGCGGCGCAAUAUGCACUCAAACACCGCGACCUGGAUGAGGACCUUCACUCAUGUAUUCUGGAGCAGCUAGAGAAAAGCAACAUGAACACUCGGGCCAACAUCAUGUCUUUUAUCGAGCAAUUCUGUGACAUGGCUGUCAAAGAAGACCACGAGCCCUAUGUUCGGAUGAUGCAGCGUGACAUUCUUCGUGUUGUGGAUGCAGUCGUUCCACCCGAUGGAUCCGGUGCAGCCAAUGUUAAGCAUGUUCGACUCGUACUGGGCAAUUUACAAGACAAGGGAGUCCUCUCCGCCGAAAGUGUGGCUGAGAUUGAUGCCGCGCUCAAAGAUCGCGAUACCCACCCCGAACACUAUGAUAACGAUGAGGAGGGGGCUCAGGAGGAAAGCGGCCGGUCCAAGACUGGCAGCCCCCGCAAUGUCAAGACUCAGGGUACGCGCCUGGACAAACGACAGAUCGAGCAGAGAGUCGAGGAAGAUCGUGAGCGCAACAAGCGUCUGCGAGAAAGUAUGUGGGCUGUCAGCGGGGAUACCCAGGAGGAAAUGCAGCAAAACUGGGACGCAGUCAGCGACACCAACUCGGAUGAUAUCCGCGAUGCUGAAGAGGAGGCCAUGGAGCGGGCACAAGUGGCUGCCGAGAUGCGCGGAGAGCUCUGACUUCCGUCAGCACAGGCGUUACGUUUUUUUGGGGUCUCUUUCUGUGGGAAAGUAUCUGGCUGCAUUUCACGGUUUCACAGCAUUGGGGCAUAUGAGCUACGAUUAUGAUACCCCUUUCGUCGUCCCAAGGGACUGUACUAGCAUUCAAUCACACGCUCAAGUCGG
Molecule: messenger RNA, 1039 nt
Organism: Penicillium brasilianum
Lineage: Eukaryota; Fungi; Ascomycota; Eurotiomycetes; Eurotiales; Aspergillaceae
Source: the annotation of a GenBank genome assembly